AUGGGGAGGGAGCAGGACAAGGAGUCAGACAAGCUGGCUCUACUCAGUGAGGUGGACAGACACCGCAGGCAGAUGCUCAGUAACCAGACCUUAUGGAAGAAAGCCAACCUGGCCAGUAAACUGUCGCUAGACAACCUGGAGAAGGAAUCUCUUCUCUAUGGAGGAGAUAGUGUCAGAAAGGUGACCAAAGAGGGCCUGGCCCAGACGUCCAGUGACAUCACAGAGAGCCUGAUGAGCAUCGACCAGAUGAUGUCACAGCAGGUGACGCAGAGCGAGGAAUCCAUAACCAUGCUGGCAACCUCGUCUCAGGCGGUCCUGGAGAUGAAUGAUGAGUUUAAGGCCAUGACCGGAACCAUCCAGCUGGGGAGAAAGCUCAUCACUAAGUACAACCGCAGGGAGCUCACUGACAAACUGCUCAUCUUCCUCGCUCUCGUACUCUUUCUCACCGCGGUCUUCUACAUCUGCAAGAAGAGAUUAUUUUUCCUCCAGACCAGACACAACUAACUUAAACUAAGUAACUUUUAGAGCAACUUUGAUAAGAGUAACUAUGAUCAUAUAAGCUAAUUUAUGACAUGAGUCGUGUGAGAUAAGUAUUGUAAGAUUAACAUACUGCUUAUUAAUGUAAAUCCAUAUCAACAUUUUAAAGACGUGUGCACACACACAGUAGUAAUGGCUUUGGGGAUAAGCCUAUUUUAAACAUUAGUUGUUCGUCAUGGAAGGAAUAUCAGCUUUUUGCAAUACUUAGAGGAAAGUUUGAUGGUUAAUGUAACCAAUUGUUAUGAUUAUCAUGUUAAUGUAUUAUUCCAUUGCAGGAAGUUAAAGCUGUUGCCCAGUUAUUUAUAUCCUGCUCUGAAAGAGAAAUAAAUGUGUUUUAGUAGUUGCCUUAUUUAAUGCAGAUUCCAUUUUCGCCAGACCAUUAUUUAAAGUAUAGGGAUUCAUGUCAAUGUGUAACACAUUCUCUGUAAUGUAAUCAGUUUUUGAACAAAACGUUGACAUUAUUAAAUAGUGUAAAAAUAAAAAAAGAAUCUCCAAG
Molecule: messenger RNA, 1033 nt
Organism: Salvelinus namaycush (lake trout)
Lineage: Eukaryota; Metazoa; Chordata; Actinopteri; Salmoniformes; Salmonidae
Product: vesicle transport protein SEC20-like
Exons: 4
Coding region: 1-504 (167 amino acids)
Biological process (GO): retrograde vesicle-mediated transport, Golgi to endoplasmic reticulum
Cellular component (GO): SNARE complex; endoplasmic reticulum
Molecular function (GO): SNAP receptor activity
Source: RefSeq, a predicted model, not a curated record